AUGACGUCUAUAAGGGGGGACCAGCUGGAGAAGGGGCUUACGCAUGACGAGCUGUGGAACGCGGCGCAGUGGGAGAUGGUGCACCACGGGAAGAUGCACGGCUUCAUGCGCAUGUACUGGGCCAAGAAGAUUCUCGAGUGGACUGAGUCGCCACAGCAGGCGCUGGAGGUGUCCAUAUACUUGAAUGACAAGUGA
Messenger RNA from Monoraphidium neglectum, 195 nucleotides. RefSeq names its product deoxyribodipyrimidine photo-lyase. The coding region runs from base 1 to 195 and encodes 64 amino acids. Gene Ontology annotation, biological process: photoreactive repair. The transcript has 3 exons. The record is from RefSeq and is a predicted model, not a curated record. Lineage: Eukaryota; Viridiplantae; Chlorophyta; Chlorophyceae; Sphaeropleales; Selenastraceae. Gene Ontology annotation, molecular function: deoxyribodipyrimidine photo-lyase activity.